GAGCAGGACAAAGGAAUGCCAUCCAUCCACGAGUACAAACUUGAAAGCAACUUAGUUGUAAAAGACAGAACCAAAUACAGAGACUGGGGAGGGGAGACGAAUGACAAAGGAGGGAGACAAAUGGACGGCAGAGAUUUCACUUAUAUGGUAACAUGGCCUGUGCAUGGGACUUUCAGUUUCGUGUCCUGCUGCUGGGGGACUCCGGAGUUGGGAAGACUUCUCUCUUACGCAGAUAUACUAAUGACGAAUUUACAGAGACAACCGGACCCACAGUAGGGGUAGACUUUUGUUGUCGAAUAGAAGAACCAGAGGAUGGAGUUAAAGUCAGACUGCAGUUCUGGGAUACAGCUGGCCAGGAGCGAUAUCGGGCAGUAACAAGGUCUUAUUACAGAAAUGCUGCUUGCGUUAUCCUCUUGUUUGAUCUCACUGCUCACAAGACUUUUGAGAACAUCCACAACUGGUACCAGGAAGUGACAGAGCGGGCCCAACCGAAUCCACUGGUUUUAUUGCUGCUUGGAACCAAAAGUGACUUGCGGGAUCUUCGAGAGGUCACCCGAGAGGAGGCACAAAAUAUGGCAAACUCCAUAAAUGCUCCAUAUCUAGAGACUUCUGCACGAACUGGUAGCAAUGUUUCCGCAGCGCUCUCCCUUAUUUGCAGAGAGCUGCUACAAGCAGCGAGAGAAGAAAAACAUACAACAAUGGAGCGCAGCAUAGUGGGAUGCUCAACAGGCGAAGAAGUACAGAAACCGAGAACGCUAUGCAUAUGCUGACAAGAAUCGGGAAAAUGCACAACUUUUGCUUUUCAGUUUGUUAUGAUAGUGUACCUCAAAUGAUAGUGUACGAUUCUAAAGUAUUAAGACCCUCUUCACUUUUUUCAAUUUUGUUAUGUUGCAGCUUGAUACUACAGUUGUUUAAAUUCAUUUUUUUCUCUCUAAUUAACCUACACGCUGCUGUACCCCAUAAUGACUAAAUGAAAACAUUUAUUAAAUGAAAAACUGAAAUAUCACAUGUACUUAAGACCCUUUACUCAGUACUUUGUUGAAGUACCUUUGGCAGCAGUUACAGCUUUGAGUCUUUUUGGGUAUGACGCGGCAAGCUUUACACAGAUGGAUUGGGGUAUACAACGAUUUGCAGGGCUUUCCAAAGAUGUUCAAUAGGGUUUAAGUCAGGGCUCUGGCUGGGCCACUCUAGAACAUUCACAGAGUUGUCCCUAAGCAACUCCUGUGUUGUCUUUGCUGUGUGCUUAGGAUCAUGGUCAUGUUGGAAGUUGAAUCUUCAGUCCAGUCUGAGGUCCUAAGCGCCGUGGAGCAGGUUUUCAUUGAGGCUAUCUCUGUACUUUGCUCCAUUCAUCUUUUUCCUCCAGUCCUUGCUGCUGAAAAAACACCCCCACAACAGCAUGAUGCUGCCACCACCAUGCUUCACUGUUGGGAUGUAUUAGGCAGGAGAUGAGCUGUGCCUGGUUUCCUCUAGACAAUGUUAAAAAAUUAGGCCAAGCUGUUCAAUCUUGGUUUCAUCAGACCAGAGAACCUUGUUCCUUACAGUCUGAAAGUCUAUUAGCAGGAUCCAAGUGGGUUUUUAUGCCUUUUGCACAUGUAGCCACUCUGCCAUAAAGCCCAGAUCGGUAGAGGGCUGCAGUGAUGGUUGUCCUUCUGGAACUUUGCCCCACCUCCACACAGGAUCUCUGGAGCUCAAUCAGUGACCAUCUGGCUUUUGGUCACCUCUCUUACUAAGGCCCUUCUCCCCUGAUUGCUCAGUUUGGUCAAGCGACCAGAUCUUGGAAAAGUCCUGGUUGUGCCAAACUUAUUCCAUUUGAGAAUUAUGGAGGCCACUUAGCUCGUGGGAACCUUCAGUGAAGCAAAAUUUGUUUGUAGCCUUCAGUUCCUUUUGCUCGAAUACAGUAUGCAUUGUCAGUUGUGAGUCUUUAUAGGAAUGCGUGUGCUUUCCAAAUCAUGUCCAAUCAAUUAACGUAAUUUACCACAGGUGGACUCCAAUCAAGGUUUAUAAACAUCUCAGCAACUAUUAAGAGAAAUAGAAGGCAUCGCAGCUAAAUUUCAAGUCUUUUUGCAAAGGGUCUGAAUACUUAUGCCAAUAUAUUUUGGAUUUUAUUUUUCCAUAUAUUUGCAAACAUUUCUAAAAAUUCUGUUUUUACUUUGUCAUUAUUGGGUACUAAGUUUGGAUUAAUGGUUCAAAAAAAUGUUUAAACAACUGUAGUAUCAGGCUUCAACAUAACACAAUUGAAAAAAAAGGAAGAGGGUCUCAAUACUUUAUGAAUGCAUUGUAUGUGUGCUUUUAUUUACUUGAAUCUUCUCCUUGGCACAGAUGAACACGCAUUGUUAGGUUGCCUUUGCAGCUUAAGGGGGGCAGUUGGUGGAUGGUAAAACACAGAUUGAUUACCUGCUUUUUUACCACCUCCUAACAAGUGCUGAGCAGCAUUUUUACCUCACAUAUCUCUUGCUCUCUGCGCUCAAGACAACCGACAUUCUACACGGGCUAUUGAAGAACAACAGGCAAUGUAAUCUUGACUGCACCUUGAUGUAUAUGUUUCUUAUUAGCACUGAGCACAAGCAGAAUAAAGCUUGGUACUUCAGCACUAACAAAUAUAAAAAAAAAAAAAAUCAGGCAACACUGGUUUUUAAGGCUGCACUAUUCUAACAAUUCAAAA
Molecule: messenger RNA, 2662 nt
Organism: Rana temporaria (common frog)
Lineage: Eukaryota; Metazoa; Chordata; Amphibia; Anura; Ranidae
Product: ras-related protein Rab-39B-like
Exons: 2
Coding region: 153-770 (205 amino acids)
Molecular function (GO): GTPase activity; GTP binding
Source: RefSeq, a predicted model, not a curated record